This is a messenger RNA of Closterium sp. Naga37s-1, 921 nucleotides long. The record is from the annotation of a GenBank genome assembly. Lineage: Eukaryota; Viridiplantae; Streptophyta; Zygnematophyceae; Desmidiales; Closteriaceae.
AUGGGUGUAGCCGGAAACGAACAUUGCCGGGGGCGAUGCAGCAUCGGGGUGUUUCGCCUGCAGUGCAGCGAGUGUCGCCGGUGUGGCCUCGGCAAGGGGUUUCUCUCCCCGGGGUUUCUGUCCUGGGUGAUUCUCCCAGUCUCUCUCCGUCCCCUCUCUCUUCCUAUCUGUCCCCCUCCUCCUGAUUCGUCGGUGGUGUCUCCUGCUCCGGGCGGUCGUGGCGUUCCCGCCACGUUCCUGAUCUCACAAGCGCCUCCCUUCCGCCAACGCUUGCGCCCCCGCCCCUUCUUCCACCUCUUGCCCCGCGUCCUCCGCCUCGGGCCCCACGGAUCGGCGCUCCUUCCCCGGUCCGGCUCUCGUCAUUCCGCCCCCCUCGCCCGGCCUGUGGCGCUCUUCCCGCCGGGAUCCAUGCAUCCUCGUCGCCUUCCCCUCUUUCUUGUCCCACAGAUGGAGGUUGACGCUCUGGCGAUAGUGGCGACUGCUCUUGCUCACUCCAGCCCCGGAGGGGACCCGGGGCGCCAGGCCCCAGCCCUGCUCCGGGCCGCCUCGGCGCUGGCUGGGCACGGAGCUUCCUCCCGCCCUUUCCGCGAGCGGCGCGCUCAGGGGCGCCGGUCCCGUGACCCCGUCUUCCGCUCGCCGCCUGGUCGCACUCCUGCGUGUCUGCGCCCUCGGCAGCAGCAGAUGUUCCGGCGCUCACAGCGGCCACCGAUACCUCCCCCUCGACCGGGGCGUCGGCCAGUCCUCCUCAUCAGCUGCUCCGUCACCGGCGCCGUUGGAAUGCCCGCAGCUGUUUCUCGGCGGGAGGCGCAUCCCAAUCCCGUGGGAGGUGAUGGGGUAUCUGAGGGCGGAGGAGGCUCCGGGUGUGCAGUCGCCCCCUCCAUCAACUCUGCCAUCGUCUCCUCCUCCACCUGUCGGUCCUGA